AUGCGAAAGAAGCCGAUAAAGAUGGAUAAUGAACAAUUGAUUCAGGAAUUUAAAACCAUCACCAAUAGUGAAGAUGAUGAGAACAUUAAGAAUCUUUUGACAAUUCAUGAUUGGAAUUUGAAUAAUGCCAUCAUGACGUUUUUUGAUACGGGGUUUGAAUCGGUAAAUCAACCACAAUCGAUCAUUAAUCACCGUCAUGAUACUAAUGACCAUGAUACUGGUUUUGGUGAUAAUCCUUUGGAAGAUAUUGAGUCAACUGCUAGAUCUUCAGGGUCGGAUCCUUUUACUUAUUCUACCGCACAAUCUUUUGAAAUGCAAGAUUUAAUUCCUAGAUUACCUUUUGCUCCACGUAUUUCAAAUAAUUGGCAAUAUCAAAUUGGUAUAUACAAUUCAUUGAAACCUGUAGAAACAAAAGUUAACACCAUUUGGUUUCUCCUUCUUUUUGUACCGAAAAAUCUUUUGAAUUUGAUAUAUUCAAUUUUAAGAUAUUUCUUCAAACCAAAACCAAAUUCUUUCCCCAAGGCCAUUAACUAUGAAUUGAUGGAUUUGAAUCAUGAAAUCAAUUUUGACAACUAUAACGUGUAUCAUAAGAACUACAAUGAUGUUUAUCAGAAAACAAAAGACAACAAUGAAUGGCUUUUAGUUGUGUUGGUAAAUAAUGACACUUCGAGGUUUGUAGAGAGUUUAUUGGAAAAUAAUCAUUUUGUCAACCAUUUUGGUGAAAAGGGAGUUGUAAAAUUGAAUAUUUAUGUUGGAAAUGUUGAUAAAUCACCAGAAAGUUGGGAAAUCGGAUCGAAAUAUCAAUGUAAGAGAUUACCAUCAGUUUAUCUUAUAGGUAACGUCACCAAUAAUCCAAGUAUAAUGCCAUCGAUGUCUAUUAUUUAUCGAUCAAAUAUUUCCAUUGGGUUUAUUUCCAAUGACGUUAUCAAUCAAACUACCAAUAAAAUAACGAAGAAUUUGAAAAAAUUGACCGAUCAUUAUGAACCUCAAUUAAUCACUGCAAGAUUAGAAAAAAGAGAAAUUGAAUUGAGUAGAAAGAUCAAACAGAAUCAAGACGAAGCUUAUAUAAGAUCUUUGGAAGCAGAUAAAGUGAAAAAACUCGAAAAACAAAAACAAUUAGAUUUGGAAAAUUAUCAGAAAGAUAAGAUUAAGUAUUUACAAUAUUUAAAGAAUAGUAAUUGGUGGGAAGAUUUGAAUACUAACGGUACAAUAAGAAUUCAAAUAAAAUUACCUGAGGAAAAAAUAGUGGUGAAAUUGGAUCCUUCUAUCUGUUUAAAAGAUCUUUACCUUUUUAUAGAAACCAAAUUAUCUGACGAUAUAGAUAUUGACGAAGAUUGCUCCGGGUUCAAACACAAUAAUGAUUUCAAAUUCGAAUUGAUUCAACCAUACCCCAAGAAAGUAUUUGAUGAGUUACACUCCCCUAUCGAAGAGGUAUUGAAAUCAGGGAUGUCAUUAUUAGUUGAGUUAGAUGAAGAUGAAGAUUGA
Molecule: messenger RNA, 1485 nt
Organism: Yamadazyma jaroonii
Lineage: Eukaryota; Fungi; Ascomycota; Pichiomycetes; Serinales; Debaryomycetaceae
Source: the annotation of a GenBank genome assembly